Marasmius oreades (fairy-ring Marasmius) is the source of this 567-nucleotide messenger RNA. RefSeq lists its product as uncharacterized. The record is from RefSeq and is a predicted model, not a curated record. The transcript has a single exon. Gene Ontology annotation, biological process: mitochondrial translation. Lineage: Eukaryota; Fungi; Basidiomycota; Agaricomycetes; Agaricales; Marasmiaceae. Gene Ontology annotation, molecular function: structural constituent of ribosome. Bases 1 to 567 code for a protein of 188 amino acids.
AUGUCCGCCUCUCUAUUCACAACAAAAACUCAGAGACAAGUAGCUCUUAGGCUCCAGAAUACUUCCGUACGAUGUUAUGCGCGUAAAGUUGAAUCCGGAAUGGACCCCAGAAGGGAAAUCAUUCGCCGUGCAUUAUAUCCGGGAAACAUUCGAAAUCGUCCUACACCUACCGGCACCUGGAGACCAGACAUUGGAGAAACCAUACAACGAGCGGUUCCCUCCGUACAAGCUCAUGAAACGAUAGAACGGGCAUGGCUUCUCCACCGCCGUCACGUCAGAAAGAGGAGAGAGGCGGAAUUGGAGAGGAAGUUUGAUUGUAUGAAAAAGGCUAUGGAUGAGUUGGCGAAGAUAGACAGCCAUCUUUAUUACGAGGCGAACAAACCGAGCGAUCCACGGGUACGGACACCAGAAGAGCAGCAGUUGAUGCGGACCAUGAAGGUAUCUGAGGCUAGGGCGUUUGAUUCGAGGAUACGUGGGCUGUUUCCUCGUGAGCUGAGGAUACCGACGGACACGCCUUCGCGUACUGGGUGGAACUAUGAAUUCAAUCCUGUCAAGAGGCCAAUUUGA